Eucalyptus grandis is the source of this 1533-nucleotide messenger RNA. Its product is annotated as putative UPF0481 protein At3g02645. NCBI's taxonomy places the organism in Eukaryota, Viridiplantae, Streptophyta, Magnoliopsida, Myrtales, Myrtaceae. Bases 1 to 1533 code for a protein of 510 amino acids. The record is from RefSeq and is a predicted model, not a curated record. The transcript has 3 exons.
AUGUCCUCAUCGUCGACCUCCAUCAUCAACCCAAGCCUCAGUGAGGAGCAAUGGGUGAAGCACAUCCGAGACGCCCUACAUCACGGGAUCGAUAUUGAGACCCCGGUUUCCGUCCAUUGCGUGCCUGAAUCUAUCAGCUCUGCAAAGCCGGAGGCCUACGUCCCGCACCAUGUUGCGCUGGGACCAUACCACCACCUCCGGCCACAGCUCUACCAGACGGAGCACCCCAAGCUGGCCGCAGCCCGGCGGGCACAGGCAGCGCUGAAGCUCCCGGCAUUCGAUCGGACGGCUGGUUUGCUCCAAGCGGAGGAGGCGAAGAUUCGCGCAAGCUACCAGCUGCACCUGGAAGUCGGCACGGACACUCUGAAAUGGAUCAUGACCAUCGACAGCUUGUUCUUGCUCGACCUACUGUACAGAUACAAGUCACCCCACAUCGGAAUCAAGGAAGACUCAAUUUGGGAUGAUGACCCAGACUCCGCCGUCAAAGACGUGAUGAUGGUGGAGAAUCAAAUUCCGACCUUUGUGCUGAGGAAAAUAAUGUUGCAGACCGAGAAUUCGAUGAACGAAGUGAGAGAAAAUGAAGAAGAUGAGUCCAUAGAUGGGAAGCUUGGGGAGAUGUUGACGAGGUUCUGCGAAGGGAUAUCACCUCUCCGGCUGGAAAUGUGCUUGCCGUCUGAAGCCAUUCAGCGUAAGCAUUUGCUCGAUCUCCUUUACAAUCUCAUCUUGGGAACAACAGGCCCAGAAGCAGCACAGACGAAGAAGAAUGAGCUUAGAAGUGCAAGCUUUUUCCGUCUGAUAGACAUGGCAUCGACACAAACAUCAAAAGUCACUAAGGCAUGGAACAAGUUAUCGAAAUGCUCUUUCAUGAAGAAGCUGAAAGUGCUGAUCAAGCUCUUCUUCAACAUGGUAUCGAUACCAGCAUCAAAAGUCACUGCAGCAUGGAAGGAGUUAUCGAAAUUCUCUUUCAUGAAGAAGCCGAAAGUGCCAAUCGAGCUCAUCUUCAAGAUAAUUCAAGUGGCAAUGCAAUUGAUUCCCAGAUGCUCCGAGUACCUUUCAAAUGACCCUUUUCAAGAAAUCGUUAUGAUCCCCACAGCGUCAAAGCUCCGCAAUGUCGGGAUCAAACUAAGCUUGCCACAGGAGAGGGGCUCCUUAAUUCUGACACGAUACACUGAGUUAAUGUACGGCAUUAUCGACACCUCCGAGGAUUUGAAGUUGCUGAGGGAAGCGUCCAUUGUCUUGAACCGCCUGAACAGCGACAACAAGGUCGUGGAGCUCUUCAAUGGAGUGAUCAAAUCCAUAGGUUCCAAAAGCACUGCGUCGGAGCUGGACGAGACGAUUCGAGACGUCAACGAGUACUACAACAGCACUCGAAAGGUCAAGGUUUAUAAUCUCAUGAGGAAGUACGUCUACUCUUCUUGGAAGUUUCUCACUGUGGUCGCCACCGUCGUGCUCAUUUUGCUCAUGGUUCUGCAGACAUUUUGCUCUGUAUUGAGUUGUCCUCGGUUAUUCAACAAAGCAUUCAACAAAGCAUGA